Saccharomyces mikatae IFO 1815 is the source of this 1383-nucleotide messenger RNA. It is a transcript of the gene ENT1, whose product is annotated as epsin. Gene Ontology annotation, cellular component: plasma membrane; endosome; clathrin vesicle coat. The transcript has a single exon. The record is from RefSeq and is a predicted model, not a curated record. Bases 1 to 1383 code for a protein of 460 amino acids. Lineage: Eukaryota; Fungi; Ascomycota; Saccharomycetes; Saccharomycetales; Saccharomycetaceae. Gene Ontology annotation, molecular function: clathrin binding; phospholipid binding. Gene Ontology annotation, biological process: actin filament organization; endocytosis.
AUGUCGAAGCAAUUUGUCAGGUCUGCGAAAAAUUUAGUGAAAGGGUACUCCUCUACCCAAGUGUUGGUAAGAAAUGCGACGUCAAACGACAACCAUCAGGUGUCUAAGGACUCGUUGAUUGAGCUUGCUGAAAAGUCCUAUGAUAGCGCUGAUUUUUUUGAAAUUAUGGAUAUGCUGGACAAGAGACUUAAUGACAAGGGUAAGUACUGGAGGCACAUUGCAAAGGCUUUGACUGUGUUGGACUACUUGAUUAGGUUUGGUAGUGAAAACUGUGUUCUCUGGUGUAAAGAGAAUUUGUACAUUAUCAAGACACUAAAGGAGUUUAGGCAUGAGGACGAUGAAGGUAUAGAUCAAGGCCAAAUUGUGAGAGUCAAAUCUAAAGAAUUAACUGCGUUACUAUCAGACGAUGAAAGGCUAAAUGAGGAAAGGAACAUGAACAUCAAGGGAAGAAACAGAAAAGGAAGAAGUAGAAGAGGAACCGGACGCAGCAGUAAUGAUAAUGAUAAUGACUUACAGAGAGCUCUCGAUGCUAGUAGAAUGACGGCAGAGGAAGACGAAAAAAGAAGAAAAAUGGAUGAGGAUUACGAAACGGCUUUGCAGUUGAGUAAAGAAGAAGAGGAGUUGAAAAGGUUGCAAGAUCUGCAAAGGAUGCAACAGUUGCAAACACAACAACAGCAACAGCCAAUGUACUAUGACAUAUUUGGUAAUCCAAUCACACCUGAGGAGUAUGCGCAGUUUCAGCUACAGCAGCAACAGCAGCUACAGCAACAGCAGUUGCAACAACAACAACCUUUGUACUACGAUGUAUUCGGAAAUCCUAUAACACCCGAAGAACUAGCACAAUUUCAGCAACAACAACAACAACAACAACAACAACAACAACAAUACUUAGCUUCGGUACAACAGCAGCAACAAGGAAUUCCCAACAACCCAUUUAGUAAGUCAGAGCAAAAAUCAGGUAUAGAAGAGCAGGGUCAAUCAUCAACUGUUGAUUCAUCAAUGCAACAACAACAACAACAACAGAAGCAACAGGAACCAUUAACUCAAACAAGGACGGGCAAUCAAUCGAUGACAGACAAAUACAAUAAAUUAAAUGAGCUACUAGCCACUGGAACAGGUAUUGACACAUUUGGAAAUGUAGGGGACGCCCGUGUUCCCGCGCAACACACAAAGACGGGAACAUUCAUCAACUCUCAAGGAACGGGAUAUAAACAAGUAUCAAAUGACCCGAAGUAUAAUCCAUUUUUAAGCGGUCAAUAUACGGGUUUACCAAGUACCAACGUUGUUCCAACCCAAACAGGUUAUGGAUUUGGUAAUCAGCCUCAACAGCAAUCUCAAAAUAACCACUUAAACAACCAAGGGUAUGCUCUCAUUGAUUUAUGA